UCACUGAAUCAUUCUGCAGUCGGCCGUGAAUGCGCGCGCGCGCCUUGUUUCAAUUCAAUUUGCCGCUUUAUCGUGAGUGUUUUCUUCAAGUUGAUAAGAUCAAUUACAUCACUGUGAUAACAUAGUCAAGGACUGACAUUUUCUUAGUAAAAUAAAAUUGUAUUGUUAACAUGCAGUGACUGAAAGUUAAAGUGUUUAAAACAAUAUCAGUGAAUUGUGAUACUCCGUCGGACGUGCCGGCACUAUGGGCACGAAGAAAAUAAUAAAGAUUACAGUGGUCGGAGAUGGUAUGGUCGGCAAAACUUGCCUACUCUACGUGUAUACGAAGAACGAGUUUCCUGAGGAAUAUGUACCCACAGUAUUCGACAAUUAUGUCGGCCUCAUCACCGUGGACGGGGAAGAGAUCGAAAUGACGCUGUGGGACACCGCGGGUCAAGAGGACUACGAGCGACUGAGGCCACUAUCUUACAACCAGACUGGCUGCUUCCUGGUAUGCUACUCCGUGGGCAGCCGGUCAUCAUUCGAGAAUGUCAUACACAAGUGGUACCCAGAGCUGAACCACUUUAGCAGUUCAGUGCCCAUUGUAUUAGUUGCUACGAAAACAGACUUGCGAGCGUCCGGCAAAGCGGUCAUCACGACACAGGAAGGAAAAAAGUUAAAAAAGAAAAUUCGAGCUGCGCAGUUGGUGGAAUGUUCUGCCCUGGAACGCGUCAACAUGAAUGAGGUGUUUGAAGAGGCUGUGCGCGCCGCCCUGCGCAAGAAACCUGUUAACAAACGGACCUGCCAAUAUCUCUGAACAAGCGAGCCAUAUUUAGUGCUUCCAAGUUAUUCUUAGAACUACGAUUAUACUGAACAUUAACGGCGCUACAGCCAAAAUCGCUCAAUACUUUUAUAAAUUUUGCCCUAGUCCUACAACUCGUGCACUAUAAUCGUAGAUCUAAAACGUGCAUUAGUUGCGGUUGUUGGUCAUGUGAUUGUUAAAUGCGUAAAGUCAUUCCUUUAUUUAUCAAAACUAGAUUCGACAGCAUCUUAUUGUACCUAUACCUUUUUAGAUGGUAUUAUUAAUGAUAUUGACGAGUGUUAAAAUGUAGAUAACUAUCAAGAUAUUAUUAAUAGGUUAAAAUAAUUACCUUAUUAAGUAUUAAAUUGUACAUAAAGAAAUAAUAAUAUUAAUAA
Molecule: messenger RNA, 1176 nt
Organism: Ostrinia nubilalis (European corn borer)
Lineage: Eukaryota; Metazoa; Arthropoda; Insecta; Lepidoptera; Crambidae
Gene: RhoL
Product: ras-like GTP-binding protein RhoL
Exons: 5
Coding region: 245-796 (183 amino acids)
Biological process (GO): small GTPase-mediated signal transduction
Molecular function (GO): GTPase activity; GTP binding
Source: RefSeq, a predicted model, not a curated record